This is a messenger RNA of Botrytis byssoidea, 1638 nucleotides long. RefSeq lists its product as uncharacterized. Lineage: Eukaryota; Fungi; Ascomycota; Leotiomycetes; Helotiales; Sclerotiniaceae. Gene Ontology annotation, cellular component: cytoplasm; ubiquitin ligase complex. Gene Ontology annotation, biological process: protein polyubiquitination; ubiquitin-dependent protein catabolic process; positive regulation of proteasomal ubiquitin-dependent protein catabolic process. Gene Ontology annotation, molecular function: ubiquitin protein ligase activity; ubiquitin conjugating enzyme binding; zinc ion binding. Bases 1 to 1638 code for a protein of 545 amino acids. The record is from RefSeq and is a predicted model, not a curated record. The transcript is spliced from 2 exons.
AUGAAAAGCUAUUUCAAGCAUCUCUUGCCACCUUUAGUCCCACCAACGGGGUCAAAACCCCGAUCCCAGUCCCCAUCCAGGUCUCGAUCUCACAUUUCAUCCGAGAAAACACCCGAGAUUAAGUCAAAGCCGAAAUCUCGAAUGGAGCCUCAAUCUUCAGGCCACAAGGGCAGAGCGUCUUCAUCACGCCCACGUACCUCACGGUCAAAACUCACCUCAGGUGGUUCUUCUAGUUCCAACUCGAUUUUAACGUCUGACGAACUCACGGCUCAGAGACUUCAAGCUGAAUGGGACCGUGAGGAUGAUCUUCUUCAAUUACAGCUACGAUUUGCACGCAAUCUGGAGACCCGAAGCCCUUCGCCAUCUCAGUUUGAACUAGAUAGACUAGAAGCGCAAAGAUUGCAGGCUCAAAUUGAAGAAGAGCAAGCUGCUUCUGACGCAAGAAGGGCCGCACGCCUUGAGAGGGAAACGGAGGAAGCUAUCAGAAUUGCCACCGAGUGGGAGAAUGAGGAUAGUCGCGCUGCCGCUUUACAACGUGAAUGGGAAGAGCAAGAAAGAAGACUUGGUGAGCAAGAGGAUCUUGCGAGGAUCUUGCUUCGAAGGGAUGAAGAAAGGGCCGCUUCGCUUCAAAGGGACUUAGCUGCAGCGCAGGCCGCUCAAGCUCAAUGGGAACAAGAAGUCCAUCAACAAGAGGAGCAGACCAGAAGAGUCUCAGAGGAUGAGGAGAAAAGGGAAAGACAGGCAAGGAAAAGAAGAGAGGCAAGAGAAGUUGUUGAGGCAGAGCGGAAGGCCGAAUUGGAGAAAGAGAGGGCAGCUCGCAAGGAGGCCGAAAAGAAAGUGAGGCUUGAGACAGAGCGAUUGCAACGACAACAAGUUGAGAAGACGGCUAAAUUGGACCGAGAGGACCGAGCAAAUGAGGAGGCCACAAAGAAAAUCCAAUUAGAAGCCCAGAAGAAAGAAAAGCUGCGCGUUGCCGAUGCUAAGAAAGCGCGUGAGUUAGCUGACAAGGAAAAACAGCGGGUCGCAGAUGCAAAAAAGGCACGUGAGCUAGCUGAGAAGGAGAAGAAGGCAAGACAGGCAGACUGUGUGUCAUGCAUGGAGACGGGAGAAAAGGUCAAGAUGUGUGUACUGUCCUGCAAACACGCUUAUUGUGGAGAAUGUAUCGCGGGUGCCUUCCAAUCUGCUCUUUCAUCCAAGACACGAUUCAAGUGCUGCAAGGUGAAUGUGGUAACCAACCUCGCUUCUCGCUGGCUCGAUGCACCUUUCAUCAGCUCCUACAAGAUGAUGGUUCUCGAGCAAAAUACCAAGGAUCCUCGCUACUGCUCCAGCAAAGAAUGUGCUAAAUUCAUUCCACCCGCCAACAUACACGGAACCAUUGCAAUCUGCCAAGCAUGCAAGCAUCGUACAUGCGCACCUUGCGGUAAUGGAGAGCAUUCUGGAGUUUGUAAAGAGGAUAAAGAGGGUCUAGCAGUACAGGCUUUGGCGGAGAAGGAGGGCUGGAGAAAUUGUCCUAGGUGUAAAUUCGUGAUUGAAAAGAAUGAGGGUUGCCUGCACAUGACUUGCAAAUGUCUGUUUGAGUGGUGUUGGGAAUGUAAGAGAGAGUGGAAUGAGUGUAAGAGCACUUGCAAGAGAGAAUAA